Messenger RNA from Centruroides sculpturatus (bark scorpion), 8404 nucleotides. RefSeq names its product eIF-2-alpha kinase activator GCN1-like (gene l(3)80Fj). The record is from RefSeq and is a predicted model, not a curated record. Gene Ontology annotation, biological process: regulation of translation; cellular response to amino acid starvation. Lineage: Eukaryota; Metazoa; Arthropoda; Arachnida; Scorpiones; Buthidae. The transcript is spliced from 54 exons. The coding region runs from base 7 to 8049 and encodes 2680 amino acids. Gene Ontology annotation, molecular function: protein kinase regulator activity. Gene Ontology annotation, cellular component: cytosol.
AAUUCGAUGCCGUGUAUAACGUCAUUUGGGAAGAUGGCGGACUUCCAGGUGCAAGCGGUCAUUAAGGAUCUACCAUUGAAAGUUCAAACCGGAAAGAAGAAGAUCCGUGAGCAAGUGUUUCACGAUUUGGAUACCAUCACUAAAACAGAUCUUCCCGAUCACGUGAUCAAAGGUAUCUGCAGGGUUCUCCAGUUGACGUUAUUGAGAUACAAUGACAGUAAGUCGCGUCACUUGGUCGAGGCUUACACCAAAACGCUUAUCAAAUACCAAUCGGUCUCUCAUCGUUGCCUUAUCAAAGUCUUACACGACGUUGCCUACCAGUAUAAGAACGUCAACGCAACGAAGUCGACCGCUAGAACGUGUUUGACUGCACUAAAUUGGACUUGCCUCAUAGCCGAAGUUAUCCUUAACGAGAAGAACAAAUCUUCGGAAGAAGACAAGCGGCAACUCGUUGAGAGUCAAUCGUUGCUGUUAACAUCUGUAGUAGGAGCAAGAUGCAACAUAUUAAAUCAGAAAGCAUUAAAGAAGCUUUCUCUGUUAUGGAAGCAGAGCAGCGAGAUUUCCAAAACUUACAGUACCAUUAUUUUGAAACUGGAGCCAUCAUACGCGACCGUAAUCCUUUGGAGUUUUUUCGUCAAGUAUUUAUCAGAAGCAAAAUUUAACGAAAUUUUAGGAAAAUCAAAGAACGAUUUUGUGGAUCAGUUUGUUAAAGUUAUGCUUGGUAGCAAGGUGAAACCACCUCCAUACGUACUAGAAAACUGUCAGCCGAUAUUAAGGCAAGUGACACACGAAAUCUUUCAGCAAACGUUUCUCCCAGCUCUCCAGAAAUCCAUGCUGCGUAAUCCCGAAAUUAUCUUAGAAACUGUCGGCUUUAUUCUGACUGGCGUAUCUCUGGAUUUAAGUCAGUAUGCGGUAGACAUUGGAAAAAGUCUAGGGACUCACUUGUAUUCGAAGGAUGACAUUUGCCGUGAAGAAGCGAUAAUAGCCUGUAAGAAUCUAGCCCAGCAGUGUAGCAGCUCCUCUCCCUUAGAAGAACUUCUAAAACAUUUAUUUGGCAUCUUAAAUGGUUCGGAAGGUAAAUUGACUGUAACUACGCAAAGAAUUGGCAUAUUGAGCGGCAUCGGCAGCCUGAGUUAUCACAUGGUAAACGGUAGUUUGUCCGUACAGGCUCUUAGCGAAACGGUGUCAGAAAACUUUAUUCUCAUAUUAAAACAAGAAGUACACGAAGGAACAUUGGUUCACACGUUAAAAAUGCUGUCUUUGUGGUGCGCUAAAUUUACGGUUAGAAUACCUGACGGGCUUACAGCUUGGUUUAAGACUGGUAUCAGCUUGAAAACAUCAACAUCACCUGUUAGAAAUGCAUACAUUCAAUGCAUGAUUGCAGCAUUUCAUGGUAACACAUUGCUACAAGCCAUGGAAUUUGUCUCUCUGCUCAUAAAAACGGUAGAAAAAGCAAUCGCGCAUCCAUCUCAAUUAUCUCUAGUCAUAGAAGGUUUGAGUAGCGCUUGUCUCCUGUUGCGUUUAUGGAGCGCCGACGUCGAGGCCGAGAAUAAAUUAAAAAAUGUGAUAAACAUGUUAGUCGAUAUUGAAAAGCAUCAAUUUUUAUCCGAAAAGUUUUUGAUGUCUGCAAGCGACGAAGCUUUAUCGUAUGUCCUGAUGAUGAUCGAACGAUUGGUUCUGGAUCAUCCCGAAUUUCCAAUCACUAAAAGGCCGUUUAAGAGAGCGAUAAUAUAUAUUCUAACUCGUCCGUCUCUGAAACUGCGGAGAGAGGCUCAGGUCACGACUCGCAAAUUGAUCUCUUCACUAGGAGGGGCUAAACUGGCCUGUUUACUAUUACAAGAGUUCAGUGCUUAUGCAGAGAAUCUCAGAAUACAGAACUCUGAUUCGGAUAAAGAAAACAAGGAGUCGGACAACGCUACGGAAAACGUUCCACUUGUAACUUCUCACGUGUUAUUAGAAUGUUUAGUAACGCUUUGUUCGAUAUCAAAUUUGGACCCGUUAGACGCCCAUCAGUUAGGAAUAGCGACUUUACUACCUUCUCAUCUACCUGCGCUCGGAAAUGUGCAAUCUAACAAGAGCAUAUGGUUAAAAUUACUGAGAAAACUCAAAAGAGAGCCUACCAUAUUUCUGAGAACAGAAAAGGAGAAGAUUACUUCAUUAGUAAUUAAAAGUAGUCCAUUUACUGUGCCAAUGGAAAAUGCCGUGACUACGCUGGUUAAUGUCGCUCCCGGAGAUUAUGUUCCUAUCGUCGUAAGAGAAGUCACGCAUCUAUUGGGUAAUCCGGCUCUCGUUCAACUAACCAAAGAAGAGUAUAAUAUAUUUUUAACUCCGGAUGGUCAACUGUAUGACAAUAGUGUCAUUGAAAAUUUGAAAGACACAAUUAACAUCGACAAAAAUAUUAAGAGAGAGAGCAAAUUAUAUUCCUACAAAGAACAAUUGGAAGAACUUGAACUUAGGAAGGAACUAGAAGAGAAGAAGAGGGCGAAAGGUUUGUUGAAAGAACCCGAACUUACUAAAAAACAACUAGAAGCUAAAAAGAUCCAGCUCGAGAAAGAAUCGAUCAUUCGUUCGAGGAUAAAAGAGUUAGAUAAUCAACUGAAGCAUGCCAUAAGUUUACUCCAUGCUGCUAUCGAAGGGAAAGCAUUGGCUUUGGCAGUGCACGUGACUAGUCUGGUUGAACUUCUUAUCUCGGUCAUGCCGUCACCACUCUGCGCUCCUUUAGUCACAAAAGUCUUUUUAGAACUCAGAAAAUGUGCAAUUAAUGAAGAACUAGAAGAUUGGAGUUUGCCGUUGGCUUACAUUAUACUGCGCGUAAUUAAACCCGCCUGCCCAAUUGAUACCGAAUGGGAAGAGAUCGAUUUGGAAGUCGCGGUUACGAAAAUAAUUAAUUUUCUGCAUUCUUUGACAUGUCAACCCUCUGAUUCUGAAUACGAUGAACAUCUCUCAAAUAUUCGUUUUCAAAGAUUAUCUGCACUCGCUUUUGCAUAUUACUUUCCUCUGUUGCGCUGGAUUCUUAACAGUUCUGAUCUUCCAGAAGAAGUAAUAAUUAAGACGCUCAAUAUCAUUAGCGAACAUGGAAAAAUGAGAGAUCACGGUUCUGCCGAUAAAAAUCAAGUCGUUCAACAAAGCCCUAUUUAUCUACCUCGUAAACAAAUGUUGGAAGUUCUGAUGCAAGUAAUAGCGAAUACAUCGGGUUACGUACAGCAAUUUGCUUGUAAAGCAGUUUUGGACGUGGCUGGCUCGGGAAGUGGUCUGAAUGGUUGCGCAAAAGCAUCGAUUUCAGAAAUUCAAAUUCUACUAAAUGCUCUCUUGUCAAUGAACGAAUUGGUCCGGAAAACUGCGCUCAAGGCUCUCGCGGUGCUUCAACGAGUUUAUCCGUCUUUGGAAUUCGAAAAAGAAAAUGCCGUAAUUCUCAUUCAGCGGAUAUGGGUUGCACGAUUCGAUCCUAACGAAGAAAAUAGCGAAUUAGCAAAUAGUUUAUGGGAAGAAGUAAAUUUCCAUCCUAUUCCUGAACUGACACUUAAUCUUCUUAAUGAUGUCAUUCAUCCAGAAACAGAAAUACAAUCUUCAGCAGCAGAAGCCUUGGCUGAAGCUCUAAAAGAGUAUAAAGAUUCGGUGCAACCAACACUUGAUCAAUUGCUUAUAAUUUAUAAAGAACACUUAAUACAAUCGCCUCCAAAAUUAGAUAGUUUCGGACGAGUUAUUUCGGAAUCUCCUCCCGAUAACUGGGUACCUCGCGUCGGAAUUGCCAUGGCUCUAAACAAAAUGGCUCCUCUUUUAGACUCCGACAUGGUGUCGAGCUUGGUGGCCUUUUUCGUUUCCGACAGUCUUGGCGAUCGGCAUCCGACAGUGCGGAAACAUAUGCUGGAUGCUUCAGUUGCCAUCGUGGAAUAUCACGGCAAGGAAACGAUCAAUAUUCUCCUACCGAUGUUUGAAGACUUUCUAGACAAAGCACCUGACUCUUCUAAUUUCGAUGCAGUGAAACAAGGAAUUGUGAUUUUGAUGGGAACUCUCGCUCAUCAUUUAGAUAAGAGUGAUCCGAAAGUUAAACCAAUUGUGGCAAAAUUGAUUGAGGCUCUCUCAACGCCGUCUCAACAGGUUCAAGAAGCUGUGGCCAACUGUUUGCCGCCGUUGGUUCCCGCUAUUAAAGAUGGAGCUCCUCCACUCGUAACCAAAUUACUACAUCUUCUUUUAGAUUCAGAGAAUUAUGGAGAAAGGAAAGGUGCUGCCUAUGGUUUAGCUGGUUUAGUAAAAGGUUUAGGAAUCAUGUCACUGAAACAAUUAGAUAUUAUGAAAACACUUACAAAUGCUAUUCAAGAUAAAAAGAAUUACAGGCAUAGAGAAGGUGCACUGUUUGCAUUUGAAAUGUUAUGUAACAUGCUGGGCCGACUUUUCGAGCCUUACAUCGUGCACGUUUUGCCGCAUCUCCUGCUGUGUUUUGGUGACGGUAACCAGUAUGUCAGAGAGGCUACCGACGAUACCGCUAAAGCAGUAAUGAGUCGACUGAGUGCGCAUGGAGUAAAACUGGUACUUCCUUCUCUCUUAGCUGCACUUGAAGAAGAUUCGUGGAGAACAAAAGCAGGAUCUGUAGAAUUGUUAGGGGCCAUGGCUUUCUGUGCACCAAAACAGUUAUCGUCUUGUUUGCCAAGUAUAGUUCCUAAGUUGAUUGAAGUGCUGUCAGACUCCCACAUGAAAGUUCAGAAAGCUGGUGCUCAGGCUCUCCGUCAGAUUGGAUCCGUGAUUAGAAAUCCCGAAAUUCAAGCUAUUGUGCCUGUAUUGUUGGAUGCAUUACAAGAUCCAUCAAAGAAAACGUCACCCUGUCUAGCUACUCUUCUAGAUACAAAAUUCGUUCAUUUUAUUGAUGCACCGUCGUUGGCUUUAAUCAUGCCAGUCGUACAGAGGGCAUUUCAAGAUAGGUCAACGGAAACCCGUAAGAUGGCAGCUCAGAUUAUCGGAAACAUGUAUUCGUUAACUGAUCAAAAAGAUUUGUCGCCGUAUUUACCGACCAUCAUUCCUGGUCUCAAGCAAUCGUUAUUGGAUCCAGUUCCAGAGGUAAGAAGUGUCUCUGCUCGAGCACUGGGUGCAAUGAUUAAAGGAAUGGGAGAAAACAGCUUCGAAGAUCUACUCCCGUGGUUAAUGCAGACGCUUACUUCUGAAGCAAGUUCCGUCGAUCGAUCUGGUGCCGCUCAAGGUCUAAGUGAAGUAAUGGGUGGACUUGGCGUGGAAAAACUGAACAAACUUAUGCCAGAAAUAAUUUCUACAGCUGAAAGAUCUGAUAUUGCUCCUCACGUUAAGGAUGGUUACAUCAUGAUGUUUAUUUAUUUACCUAUGGUGUUCAAUAAGGAAUUUAUGCCUUACAUUGGACAUAUAAUUACUCCAAUAUUGAAGGCUUUAGCCGACGAAAACGAAUUCGUCAGAGACACGGCUCUAAAAGCUGGUCAGAGGAUCGUAAAUAUGUAUGCCGAUACGGCUAUAACUCUGCUGCUUCCCGAAUUAGAAAAGGGGCUGUUUCACGAUAACUGGCGUAUCCGUCAUAGUUCAGUUCAGCUUCUUGGCGAUUUGUUAUAUAAAAUAUCUGGUGUUUCUGGUAAAAUGUCAACUGAAACUGCAGAUGAAGAUGAUAAUUUUGGAACAGAACAAUCGCAUAAGGCUAUACUGUAUGCUCUUGGUGAAGAACGUAGGAAUCGCGUACUAGCCGGAUUGUAUAUGGGCAGGUCAGACGUUGCACUCAUGGUAAGACAAGCAGCACUGCACGUAUGGAAGGUGGUAGUAACAAACACACCUCGCACACUAAGAGAAUUACUUCCUACACUUUUCAAUCUUCUACUUGGAUGUUUAGCAAGUAAUAGCUAUGACAAAAGACAGGUUGCCGCAAGGACAUUAGGCGACUUGGUUCGUAAAUUAGGUGAACGUGUUCUACCAGAAAUCAUUCCUAUACUGGAAAGAGGUCUUGAUUCGGAUAGAGCCGAUCAGAGACAGGGAGUUUGUAUUGGUUUGAGUGAAAUAAUGGCAUCGACAAGCAGAGAGAUGGUGUUAACUUUUGUCGACAGUCUUGUUCCAACUGUCAGGAGAGCGUUAUGCGAUCCUCUACCAGAAGUUAGACAGGCAGCAGCUAAGACUUUCGACAGUCUGCAUUCUACAGUUGGUGUCCGAGCCCUUGAUGACAUCCUUCCUUCACUCUUGCAACAAUUGAAUGAUCCACUCUUAUCUGACCAUACACUGGAUGGUUUGAGGCAAGUUAUGGCUAUUAAAAGCAAAGUUGUAAUGCCUUAUCUCAUACCUCAGUUAACUGCUCCUCCUAUCAAUACAAAAGCGCUAUCGUUUCUGUCUUCUGUUGCCGGAGACGCUCUUACUAAACAUCUGGGAAAAAUUCUACCAGCUCUUUUGUCGGCACUUAGUGCAGCAUUAGAUACACCCAAUGAACAAUUGGAACUAGAAUAUUGUCAAGCAGUUGUUUUGUCUGUUACCGACGAAUUAGGAGUCAGAACAAUUAUAGAUCACUUGUUAGAAGCAGCUCGUAGCGAAUCUGUAGCACAGAGGCGAGCAGCAGUUGCCUUACUUUAUACCUAUUGUUAUCAGUCAAAAGCCGACAUUAGCGCGCACGUCCCGCAAUUACUGAGGGGCUUGAUUCAUCUGUUUACAGAUUCAGACCAACACGUUUUGCUUUCAAGUUGGGAAGCACUGAAUGCAGUUACUAAGACUCUCGAUGCCACUGAGCAAUUACAACAUGUAGCCGAUGUUCGGCUAGCGGUAAGAUUUGCCAUGGGUGAUUUAAAAGGACAGCCACUUCUACCUGGAUUUUGUCUUUCUAAGGGAAUAACACCGAUUCUUCCAAUAUUCCGAGAAGCCAUACUUAAUGGAUCGCCUGACCUCAAAGAACAGGCAGCUCAGGGAUUGGGAGAAGUCAUUAGGUUAACAAGUAGUGAAGCAUUGAAACCGUCUGUUGUACAUAUUACUGGUCCAUUAAUUCGCAUACUCGGCGACAGAUUCAGUUGGAAUGUCAAAGUUGCCGUCUUGGAAACUUUGGCUUUAUUGUUAGAAAAAGUAGGAGUAAUGCUGAAACCUUUUCUGCCUCAACUACAAACUACUUUCCUAAAGGCGUUAAGUGACGGGCAUCGGUUAGUUCGGCUAAGAGCUGCAAAUGCACUAAGCCAUUUAAUAGUUAUUCAUACAAGGUGCGAUCCUUUAUUUAAUGAAUUACAUACCAGUGCCAAAUCUACUGAAGAUACAUCUGUUAGGGAAACGAUGCUGCAUGCAUUACGCUGCGUAAUUGGUCAAGCUGGUAACAAAAUGUCACCCGCCAUAAGGUCAAAUAUAACAAUGUUAGUGUCAAACUAUCUCAAAAGCGAUGACACUACAAGAACUGUAGCUGCGGCAUGUCUUGGCACUUUAUGCAUGUGGUUACCAGAAGAUGAAUUAGCAGCUGUUGCAAGAGAAUAUUUAUUAGACGACGAUCCUACACUAGAAUGGACUGUAAGGCAUGGAAGGAGCGUGGCGUUAAUGAUCGCACUGAAGGAGGCACCAGAAAAGAUUCUCACCGCCGACUGGUUGGACAGGAUAACCAAGACGUUAAUAGCUUAUAUUACGGCAGACAGGUUACCAAUUGUGCUAAGUGGAAUUCGAGGAACGGGUUAUUACUUCUGUCACAUGCUAAAUUCUGGUCAGAAUGUUUCCCAACCUUUAACUUUUUCAUUUUCGAAGAGCAUGAACCACAACACCAAUGAAGUGAAGCAGAUUGUAGCACUAACAGCCAAUUAUGUUGCCAAAGUCAUAAAUAAACCUCUCCCUCCAUCGGUAAUGAAGGUAUUGGUACCAAAUUUGGUUAAUGGAACAAAAGAAAAGAAUACUAUCGUCAAGGCAAAUAGCGAGUUUGCUCUAGUAGCAAUUUUGAGACUGAGGAAAGGAGACGAAACUCAUCAGAUGUGUCUGAACAACUUGGACGCCGGAGCAAGGGACGCCCUACAAGACGUAGUCAACAAAGUGCUGAAAAAAGUCGCAAGUCAACCAGAACCAAAGGAGGAAGAACUGGACGACACGCUAUUAACUUGACAUUAUUCAAAUAAAACUAUACUUUUGACUAGAGAAUUAUCUGUAAAUGAUUUUGAAAGUUAUUACAUAUAAUUUUAUUUGAAAUAAAAUAUUUGCGGUUAGGAAUAGUUGCAUUUUGGAGAAUCGGCGGAUGCGGCGGUUCCGUAACCCGGUCGGUCUGCCAACUGAGCGUUAAAGUAUCAACCCGUUACUGCAAAGAAUCUAGUUUAAAUCCAGGAACGGUCAGAUCUAAUUCGUAAUUAGUAAUAAGGCUCUGAUUAUCUUCCCUAUUAAACAAAUGUAAUGGCAUUUGUCACUGAUUUUUUCAAUCGUCACUAAGAGAGCCUUUUUAACCAUAUCUGUCAUGGGAUUUGGC